This is a messenger RNA of Botrytis fragariae, 417 nucleotides long. RefSeq names its product putative transcription factor bzip protein. The transcript is spliced from 2 exons. The coding region runs from base 1 to 417 and encodes 138 amino acids. The record is from RefSeq and is a predicted model, not a curated record. Lineage: Eukaryota; Fungi; Ascomycota; Leotiomycetes; Helotiales; Sclerotiniaceae.
AUGUACCCCACAAAGUCCAGAAGUCUUGAUGUCAGUUGGUCCGAUUUAUACCUUUUCCAUCUUACAUCUCAUCCACUCGAAGGAGCUCUUGUGCAGAACAAGAGCAUGGAAGCCAUCAUGUCUUCAAGGCUACGAUCCAGAUUAUCUCGAAUACUAGGUUCGGAUAAAGAAGAAGGCACUAUGUAUGAAAAGAUCAACGAUGCCGAGAAGGAAAUCCAAUCAGAUCGCAAUGACGAAACGAAGAAGAACACACACCAAUCUUCAAGAAAACGUAAUAGAUCCGUCGACAGUCUAGAGAGAAGAAGAAGCUGUCUCCUCAAUCUAAUGAGGCAUAAUCCGAGAAAUGAUAAUCUUCCAGCCUACUCCUUCACUCAGACUUCAUGUCCGAGUUCGAGUUCGAGACUUCCUGAUCAAUAA